Messenger RNA from Scophthalmus maximus (turbot), 2290 nucleotides. RefSeq names its product enkurin-like. The record is from RefSeq and is a predicted model, not a curated record. Gene Ontology annotation, cellular component: acrosomal vesicle. Lineage: Eukaryota; Metazoa; Chordata; Actinopteri; Pleuronectiformes; Scophthalmidae. Gene Ontology annotation, molecular function: calmodulin binding. Bases 1245 to 2123 code for a protein of 292 amino acids. The transcript is spliced from 5 exons.
GUGGGACCCAUGGAGAGAUGCUUACCUCGUCCAGAGGAAAGCCCCCCGCCCCCCCAGAGUUCAGUCGUUCAGCGGGAGAAGGCUGCCCUCUUGUGGAGAAAUGCAUGUAGAGUCAGACUAUUCAAAUAUAGUACAGAGCCUUUAUUGCCACCGAUACUAAGAAUGCUGCUCCUUGUUGGUGCAUGAAAUCAAAGAGUAUUCAAGUAAAAAAAAAUUACAUUACACACAAUGUGUCACAGUUAAAAACAAUAUAAAUACAAACAAACAAUCAUAAGCAGCGGAUUGCGCAGUCCACAGUAGUUGAACAGUUGCACAACCUUGGAGCCACGCUUGGUUUCUACACUAGUCACCGUUUCUCAUUUUCUUUCCUUUAUUAAUUCAUUUGAACUGGGACAAUGUACUUUGUGAACACUACCGUAAAUGCUCCAGAUUUAGCCAAUAGGCUAUAGUAUUCAUCUGCAGUCCCUGGACAGAUGUUACAAAGUCAUCCUUGAAUGAAAAAGAAAUGUAUAAAAUUGUAAUUUCAAGUUUUUCCAUUAUUUUUCGGCAUGCAGAACAAUAAUGAAGAUAAAAGAUCAUAUUUGUGUUAGACACAAGCUGAAGCACAUACCGCAGCAGCACAGAUCUAACAAGCAUGCACAGUCAGUGUAUAAAAAACACAUUAGUCUGACAUGGCAAAACCGCAAUAAAAGGCCUAGGGCAGUUAGCAAUAUAAUGACAGGCGACGGCAGUCAACAGAUAAAUCACAAGAUUAAAACUCAGAUAUUAAAUCAAAUCCAACCAUUCUCCAGCCCUCUAAUAAAAUACGAGCAAAUUUAUGACCGAGAACCCCUUUCCACAGAGAAAUGUUGUAUUUUAAAAUAGAAAUUAUUACACUAAUUUGAAAAAAAAACCACCCACCCAUCUUCCUCUCUGAUGUAAUUGGCUCAUGGGUGAGUGUGUAAGUUUAGGUACAAAAAGCUUUAUGUAAUAAGAACUGAGCGCCUAAAACUGAAGUUAUCACAUCACCCUAUCACGGUGUGUGACAUCACUGCUGGCCUGGUUCGAUCCAACAGUGACAACGGUGAUGUCAUCACUGCAUUGCCGGUGAUGUCACCCGCUUUCAUUUACUUUGAUUUUCACUAUCUUUGAACUUCAGAGCCUCUGUGCCUUUUAAAGCACAAAUCACUAAAGCGUUUCACCAUCUCAGUCUUUACACAGCCGCAACUACGAGUUCUAGUUCAUACUUAAAUCUUUGAUCCUUGAUGAAAUCAUCCAACAUGGUUGAAGCUAUGAAUCCACCAGAAGGCAUCUACAUCCAAAUACAGAAGCCGACGGUUCCAAGGUACGUGUCCAAGUUCAGACCGACUCUUGAGAGCAUGAAGAAGGAGGCACGGAGAACGAUGGGGCCAGCAAAAGUAGAGGUGUCAGUCCCAGACAAAUACCUCAAAAAGCAUUCAAAAGAGCCCAAACUGCCUGAAAUAUCCUCGAAAUUCGUCCGUACCAACUGCUCUGGGAAGAAACCAGCUGUUCCUGCGAGGACGGGCAAUGCACCUGUGGACAUCCAAACCAAGAGGGACCAAGAGAGUACCACGGGAGAAUGUACACAGACGACCAAGGUCGCUCCGAAGAAGCCAGAGCCGAUCUUUGUGGACACCAGAAAGGGACACAAGCAGCCCAUUGAAAAUUCAGGACUUGUCCCCAAACACAUCAAUAAAAAGAAUUUUGGAGCAGUGCCCGGGUACGUUCUCCAGCGCAAUGAAGAAAAGCAGAGGGCUCGGGAGGAGUUCGACAAGUUCCUGAAACAACAGCAGGAGCAGGAAGCCAAGAAAAAAUGGACUGACGCAGAGCAAAAAAACAUUCUCAAGGUACUGGAAAAGACAAUUGUUUUCCUAAAGGGCCUUAAGAGCUGGGAGAAGUCUCACCCUGAGUUCCAGAGCCUCCCGACCAUCAGAGACUUGAUAUCACAGAACAAAAACAGGGAGCGGGUUGACAUGGAGAUGAAGAAGCUGGAGGACGAAAUCAACCUCGUAGAGAGGUUCAAAACCACCUACUUACCCGAACACGAAAACAAAACGCAUGGCCUUAGAUUUACCCAACUGUUUUUCCUCACCUCCCCUCAUUUAAAUGUCAAGCGGGUUUAAAUAAACCUACCUUGCUCGCUGAUCACAACCAAGAUGGAAUGAGUUAAUGGGGAAAAAAAGGGAUUCAAUCUUUCCUUCUUUUUUUUUUUUUUAAGAGAAUGUACAACACAACAUCGCAUGAUGUUACAUGCUUUCAUUUUCAAAAAAAAUAAACAAACCUGCUUUGA